Danaus chrysippus (African queen) is the source of this 1203-nucleotide messenger RNA. NCBI's taxonomy places the organism in Eukaryota, Metazoa, Arthropoda, Insecta, Lepidoptera, Nymphalidae. The record is from the annotation of a GenBank genome assembly.
AUGGCCGUGGCAUUAAAUAAAGGUAUAUUCAUAGCGGCGGCAAAAAGAACGCCGUUCGGUAAAAUGGGUGGCAUGUUGAAGGAUGUUCGACCAGCAGACUUAUUGGCUGGAGUCGCCAAAGACGCCUUUAAGGCUGGUAAUGUGUCCCCAGCAGCGAUAGAUACCGUGAACAUCGGUAUCGUCAAUGUGUUAUCGGGUAGUCCUGACGGCGGUCUGUCCCCUCGUCACGCGGCCCUCAAGGCCGGAGUCCCACACGAGAAACCGGCUUUAGGAGUUAACAGACUGUGUGGAUCAGGGUUCCAGGCUGUUAUAAACAGCGCUCAGGACAUUAUGACAGGAUCUGCUGAAGUCUCUUUAGCUGGUGGAACAGAAAAUAUGUCUUCCGUACCUUUUUUGGUCCGAAACGUGAGACACGGCGUCCCCUUGGGUUCGAACAUAGAAUUUGAAGAUUCAUUAUUCAGACAAUCUCUGGACACCUACUGCAACCACACGAUGCCUCAGACUGCUGAAAACUUAGCUGAUCAAUACAAUUUGACCAGGGCGGAAGUUGAUGAAUUUUCAUUUCAAUCACAGAAGAAGUGGAAAGCUGCACACGACAGCGGAGUCUUCAAGGCAGAGUUAUCACCCGUUAUAGUGAAGGUUAAGAAACAAGAUGUGAUGGUCGAGGUUGAUGAACAUCCUCGACCCGACACCAGCUUGGAAGCUCUUCAUAAACUACCAGUGUUAUUCAGAAAGGGUGGAGUGGUGACUGCUGGGAACUCCUCCGGUAUUAACGACGGAGCCGGCGCCCUCAUCGUGGCGAGUGAAGAAGGUCUCAAGAAUAAUAACUUGAAACCUUUGGUCCGUCUGCUCGGCUGGUCGUGUGUGGGUGUGGACCCCAGUGUGAUGGGCAUCGGACCUGUACCAGCUAUAGAGAACCUUCUGAAAAUCACUAACUUGACCUUGAAGGAUAUAGAUCUCGUGGAGAUAAACGAAGCAUUCGCGGCCCAGACUGUGUCGUGUGCGAAAGCUUUGAAGCUUGAUAUGGAGAAGUUGAAUGUGAACGGAGGAGCCAUCGCGAUAGGACACCCGCUGGCCGCCUCCGGGGCGAGGAUCACGGCGCACCUCACACACGAACUGAGACGAAGGGGACUUAAACGAGGCAUUGGCUCGGCUUGCAUUGGAGGUGGACAAGGGAUCGCGUUACUUUUAGAAGUUGUGUAA